Molecule: messenger RNA, 1575 nt
Organism: Melospiza georgiana
Lineage: Eukaryota; Metazoa; Chordata; Aves; Passeriformes; Passerellidae
Gene: CRTAM
Product: cytotoxic and regulatory T cell molecule
Exons: 10
Coding region: 1-1575 (524 amino acids)
Biological process (GO): cell recognition; detection of tumor cell; positive regulation of natural killer cell mediated cytotoxicity directed against tumor cell target
Cellular component (GO): plasma membrane
Molecular function (GO): signaling receptor binding
Source: RefSeq, a predicted model, not a curated record
AUGAGCGUGCCCGGGGCGCUGCUCGCCGUGCCGCUGCUCCUGCUGCAAGGGGCGUUUGCAGGGGCUGCCGGUGACUCUGUGGCUCUGAAGGAAGGAGAAAAUCUGAACCUGAACUGCACCUUCAGCACCCUCAGCGACCACAACUUCACCCUGCAGUGGCUGAACCCUCGGAAUUUCACCAUUUUCCUCAAUGCCCAGCAGGUUCUGAGGGACCGGAGGUACAAACUGCUGCGCUACUCCAGGGAUGAACUGUCCAUCCAGCUCUCCAACCUGACCCUGCAGGACGAGGGAAUUUACCGCUGCCUGCGCUACACCCGCCACGUCAGCGCCCAGCGCCAGAACGUGCAGAUUUUGGCUCCUCCUUCCCACCCAGUGCUGGAAAUCUCCCAGGAUGAGGGAAGGGGCAUCCAACUCUCCUGCCACACCUGGGGGGGCAGACCCCAGCCCCAGAUCUCCUGGCUCUUGGACAAUGGCAUUGAGCUCCCAGGUGACACCAGGCACGAGCUGGGCGCCGAUGGGAGCAGCUGGAGCAGCAGGAGCACCCUGAGGGUGCUGAGCUACAGCCCCGCGGUGACAGCGACAGCCACAGCCACAGCCAGCUGUGCCAUCGGGCACCCUGCGCUGGGGGCACGGAGACUGGUGGCACCUUUCACCUUCCAGAACCUUCCCAGUGCGGGCUGCAAGCAAGCAAGCAGACCUUCAGAGGAUGCAGAAGUUCCCAGCUCAUCAGAGAAUUCAGCAGUUCCCAAUUCUCCAGAAAAUGCAGCAGUUCCCAGCCCUUCUGCAUCCCCAGAGAAUACAGAAUUUUCCAGCAGCCCCUCUGCAUCCCCAAAUGAUCCAGGAGUUCCCAGCCCCUCUGCAUCCCAAAAAAAUCCAGGAGUUUCCAGCCCUUCUGCAUCCCCAGAGAAUCCAGAAUUUUCCAGCCCCUCUGCAUCCCCAAAAGAUCCAAAAGUUUCCAGCCCUUCUGCAUCUCCAAAUGAUCCAGGAGUUUCCAACCCUUGUGCAUCCCCAGAGGAUCCAGAAACUUCCACCCCCUCUGCAUCCCCAAGGAAUCCAGAACUUUCCAGCCCUUCUGCAUCCCCGAAAGAUCCAGAAGUUUCCAUCCCCUCUGCAUCCCCAGGGAUUCCAGCAGUUCCAGCCCAGCCAAACCUCACGGAUGUCACACUGCACGAGCAAAAUCCCGAAUCCAAAGGGCUCCUGAGGAAGGAGAAGGAUCUCCUGCUGCCCAUGCUGGUGGCUGCUCUGGUCCUGGUGCUGCUCAUCAUCGUGCUGCUGUUCAUGGUGAAGCUGAAGAAAGCUCACGGGGCGUGGAAGAGAGAAAAUGAUGUUUCAGAGCAAACACUGGAGAGUUAUAAAUCCAGAUCUAAUGAAGAGAGUCCAGGCCAUGAGAAGAACGGACAAGUGGGAAAUCCCAAAUCCAACAUGCAAUAUGUAACAGAAGAACACGUGGAAACCCCAGAGAAGAAUUUGGAAACUGCAGAGAAAAUUCCAGAAUGCCCAGAGAAGAACCCAGGUGACAAAAUCACGGCAAUAAAUGAGGAAAUGUUCACGUGUGGAAGGGAGACAGACGUGUAA